AUGGCGACGGGAGAUUCUCAAGACAUCCCAAUGGGAUCGCCUCCCGAACCGCCUGCUGAAGUAGACCGAGAGCCCAAAUACGGUGGCUAUUCACGAUUCGAGGUUGAGCUUGAGUUUGUUCAGUCCCUCGCCAACCCGGCCUACCUCAACCACCUUGCCUCCCAGAAGCUUCUCAGCCAACCCGCCUUUGUCGCAUAUCUUAGCUACCUACAAUACUGGAGCAAACCACCGUAUCUCAAGUAUCUAACGUACCCCGGCCCGACACUACGGCAUCUCGAGCUCCUCCAGCAGGAGACGUUCCGACAACAAAUCAUCAGCCCUGAUGUCGUGAGGGCACUGAUGGAGGAGGGCAUGAAGGCAUCAGUCGAUUGGCACCGAGAGAGCUAG
This is a messenger RNA of Fusarium proliferatum ET1, 387 nucleotides long. RefSeq lists its product as uncharacterized. Gene Ontology annotation, biological process: regulation of transcription by RNA polymerase II. Lineage: Eukaryota; Fungi; Ascomycota; Sordariomycetes; Hypocreales; Nectriaceae. Gene Ontology annotation, molecular function: transcription coregulator activity. Gene Ontology annotation, cellular component: mediator complex; core mediator complex. The transcript is spliced from 2 exons. The coding region runs from base 1 to 387 and encodes 128 amino acids. The record is from RefSeq and is a predicted model, not a curated record.